CCUAGAAAUUUGAGUGGAGCGGAUAUUGGAACAACUCUUGUCAUAUCUGUCUCUUGUCAUAUGUCAACUUUGGCGGUGGUUGCGGCGGUGGCAUAGGUGGCCGUCCAUUUCAUUGCCAAAUAAGCUUGAUUUCUAAACUUUUUUUGAUGCACUUGAUUAUUUGAGGCCCGGUAAAAGUUUUCUUGCAUAUAUGGUACAGUUCAGUGCGAAAAAUGAGUGAUUAUUCAUCAGUGGCACCACCGCAACAGAACUUCAAUCAAUCCACGGCUUUCGCCGCAGCGUUACAGCGUGCUAAACAGAUCGCAGCAAAAAUCAACCCAGGAACUGGAAACAGUGCUGGGGAUAGCAGGAAGAGGCCUCUAGAAGAUGGUUCUGGGCCUGAACCAGAAGCAAAGAAAGGUCCUGGCAUGGCUCUGCCUCAAGGAAGGCCCUCAUCACAACCACCACAACAGCAGCAAAAUCAAGGAGCUCCUCCAAUGAAUAACAGUCAGUUUAAUGAUGACCAGAAUUUACCUGGUGGAUUAAGGUUAAACAACAUGAACAAUAUGGGCGGUGGCAAGAACACGCUAGAAAUCAUGAUCCCCGGCCCCAAAGUAGGCCUGAUCAUCGGCAAAGGUGGCGAGACGAUAAAACAGCUACAAGAGAAGAGUGGUGCCAAAAUGGUGGUGAUCCAAGACGGACCUAACCAGGAAUUGGAAAAACCAUUGCUAAUCAGUGGAGACGCCCACAAAGUGGAGUAUGCGAAACAGAUGGUCUAUGACCUCAUAGCUGAAAAGGAGAUGAAGAACUUUGGAAGACGUGGAGGUGGCGGCGGUAGGAACGAUGGAAGGGGGCCCCAGGAGUUUGGGGAAUUUGGUGGCGGCGGGGGCCAGGGUAAUGAUUUAGAGGUGUUAGUGCCCAGAGCUGCAGUAGGUGUAGUCAUAGGUAAGGGAGGAGAAAUGAUCAAGAAAAUACAAGCUGAAACAGGAGCUCGAGUCCAGUUCCAUCAAGCCAGAGAUGAAGGUCCCGGUGAUCGAAGAUGUUUCCUGAAUGGCAACCCGAAACAAGUUGACAUGGCGCGCCAACGUAUCGAGGAACUGAUCGAUAGCGUCAUGCAACGUGACAACGGAGGCGGCGACGGGCCCAAUCGAGGAGGCCGUGGUGGCGGUCGAGGCGGUCCGGGAGGCCCCGGGGGUGGCCCAGGCGGCAGGUUCGACAGGAACGGGGGUGGCCAAUGGGAGGACAGAAGAGGAGGACACCAUGGACAGGAUGUGGUCACGUUCUGCGUGCCGGCGAAUAAGUGCGGUGUUAUCAUCGGUAGAGGUGGUGAAACGAUAAAACAGAUAAACAGCCAGUCUGGAGCUUAUUGUGAACUUGACAGAAGAAACCAAAGUUCUAACCCAAACGAGAAGUAUUUCACGAUUAAGGGUGAUCCUGAACAAAUUGAAUCAGCAAAAAGGAUAAUCAGCGACAAGAUUCAGAUGCCUAUCAAUCUGAUGCCUGUUGGAGGACCUGGUGGGAUGGGUAACAAUAUACCUACGGCAUACCCCGGUAUGGCGCCACAACCUGCACCUCAAGGAGGCGGUUACCCUGGUCCUGGAGGGGGUUGGGGAAUGCCGGGCGGCUACCAACCCCAGCAACAGUGGGGCGGCCAAGGAGGCGGAGGAGACGCUCCCGGUGGCCAGCAGCAGCCGUCGUCAGUGCAGGUUAACCCGAGCACGGGACAACCUGACUAUUCCAUGCAGUGGGCUGAGUAUUAUAGGUCGUUGGGUAUGCACCGUGAAGCGGAGAUGAUCGAGCAACAAGCGAAAGCGAAGGCUGCUGGCGGUGGAGGCGGCGCUACAAACGGCGCCGUUGGGGCGGCGAGCGGCGCACCGGCUCCUGGGGCGGCUGGACCGGGAGCGCCCGGGGGAGCGGCGGCUGGUGGUGGUCAGGCUGAUUACAGCGCUCAGUGGGCGGAGUACUACAGGAGCAUGGGCAAGGUCAAGGAGGCAGAAGCUAUUGAGGCUCAGAUGAAGAAUAAGGGUGGCUCUCAGGCAGCAGGUGGUACCGCGCCCCCUGGCACAACAGGUGCCCCGGGCGCAGGAGCGGCGGGUAACUACCAAGCACAGGCGUUUGGAGGAUACCAAGGCGCAGCAGCAGGUGGUUACUACGGCGGUCAAGGUCAGGGAGCUCCAGGGUCCGUCCCUCAAGCAGGAUACUUCCCUGGAUAUAACUACGGAGCUCAGCAGGGUGGUAACUCCGCCAACAGUCAGGAUAACUAGUUAGGUAAAUUGAUGUAAAGCAAAGCAUUGGCCGCAAUCUAUCUGCUACGGGCUGAGACCGUUUUAACCGUCAGUUAGUUUUAAGCAACCAUUCUACGUACGGAAAUUCCGAUUUUCGCAUAGAAAAACACAAUCUGUUUGUUCAUCAACUACUAGUUUCUAGAAUUUAUUUUCCACUAUGCUAUUUUUUUAAUGAUUAAGGUUUAUAAUAGCGGUUGUUGGAAUGGUUUUCCAAUAAAUAUUUCUCUUUUAGGCAGUAUUUACUAAGUUUUUCCUGUGUAAAAUGCUUUGAUAUUUUUAUUGUGCUACGUAUUAUAACAUGUUUUCCAUUAUAUAUUAUUUUUUAUUUUCACAUACACUUGACAUUUACUUCCAUGAGUUUUUUCUAUAUAACUAUAAUCGCUAGAUUUAUAAAAAGAAAUGGUGUUUUGUGUCUUGUUAGCGUAUUUGUAGGCUAUGGAGGUAUUUGACUGGACGUCCGGAGACAGGAUCUGCUGAGUUGGGUAAGGAAAAUGUGCAAUGCAUUUUGUGGUUUUCAUCACAUGUCCUAUACUCCUUAUCCGAGGUUGUGCUACACCUGUGUCCAUAGGAAAUUACUGAAAUUGUAUGGACUAAAAAAGAUUAAGAAGAUAAAGCGGGCGUUUUCUUCUAGUCGCCAAACCCUUAGUUUUUUAUUUAAUAUGUUAGGAAUUUCUUAAAAGAUCCUCGUUUGGCUUGGAUGUGAUGUUUCAAUAUUUUUUAUUUAAAGCUCAUAUAAAAAAAUAAACGUUCGUUCGGCUGCUAAAACAUCUUCAUAUUCAAAUACCUCCAAGUUAUGGGCUUCUCAUAAUAUGAUAGUGAUGAUAAUAUUGAUUCAAAUUGCUUGUGAGUAGCGGUGAUGACCUUUAUAAAUAAUACCACAGGUUUUAUCAAAAGAAAACAAAUUAAUUUAGAUAACAUUGAUGCAAUAUUCUAAAUACUACGAUACAAAUUCCAUUUUGAUAUGAACGUUAUACACAUAUGUUAGGCAGAGACUGUUAACAAUCAAAAUUUGUGGUUAUGUUAGGAAAACAGAUACUUUGAGAUUCCUUACCAUCAAUAUUUUUGACAAGACAAAGAUAGCGCCCCUUUAUCUCCGAUAUAAUGUAAGAAGCUUGAAGGACACUGUUCAUGCAUUUAUUCACUCUAUGAAUUUUUCUGGUUCGUGGACGCCGUCAUCGCAAAAAUAGACCUAUUUUGAAUAUAUUUACAAAAGGGCUUGUAUUCAGAUAUUUUCACGUGCCAUCAGCUCGACAGAUUUUACGUUUGGACUUUUUUCUGGACUGCAAUAAUCACAUUAUCAUAUAUAAUCAUUCUUUCUCACGGUUGACCAAAGCUCUUUUGUAAAAAUAUGCCCAGUUUAUACAACAAAAACUUUUGCUUUCACCAUAAGAAUGGAAAUAGGCAGAUCUGGUAUUUUCGCAAAAACAGUUAUUCCAUAAGGUUUAUGUACAGUGUAUUAUGAGUAUGCAAUUAUAUGAAACUGAUUAAAAAUAAGCUACCUCUGUUUGUGUUUUGUUCUAUUGAUGAUUUUCAGAAACAUUGGGCGUUCAACAGGUAAGAAUAGUCUUUAGAAAUUCUUUUGCCCUGAAGAUUGUUGAAGACUUUUUAGUGUACGAGGGCGUAUCAUAAGUAUUUGAAUCACUUUAUACAGGGUGGCCCUUAGUAGCUUGCGGUUUUUAAUUCAUUCGGCAACGUCGGGCCAAGUAAGCGUUGAUAUACCGUCAGUUGCUAGCUACACUAUCGCCAAUAGGCUACUUAACUCAUAUCAAAUUUCAUAGAAUAAAUGAGUAUUUCUUGCAGUAUUUGGCUUAGGAAAACGAAAUAUAUCGUUUUCAGUUUUUAAAAGCGCAAGAUGGAUAUAUAAAUCCAAUUUGAAAGAACAUAUUUUGUAUUUUUAAUAUGAAACGGUGAAAACACUAUCGACCAUGAUGUGACGUCAUACAUAUUGUAUAUAAAGAAGCGUCAUUCAUGUCACUCGUGGACUAACGUUGUCUUCAUUAUGUAUUUCUAAAAAAAACUCCUAAUCAACGUAAAAAGUUAUCGUUUUAUUGAAAAAAAAAAACAGACAUGGACAUUGGAUUCGUAAAUGCAGAAAGUAUACAUUUGCCGAAAAUUGACACAUUGGUGGUUGGUAAUAUUUUUGCUUUCAACCCAGAUUUCUGCUCUACUGGGCUGAGAGACAUCAAUACUUCAGAGAGUUCAGUGCAUCUAGUAUUAUAAUGAUUGACAUAAAAAAAACAAAA
This is a messenger RNA of Acanthoscelides obtectus, 4507 nucleotides long. Lineage: Eukaryota; Metazoa; Arthropoda; Insecta; Coleoptera; Chrysomelidae. The record is from the annotation of a GenBank genome assembly.